AGCCCCGCCCACGGAGCCCGGAAGCCUCCGGUUUGCAGACCCUCGCCGCGCAGGCGCAGUGGGGGGCCGGCGACUCCGGCCCCAGGGUGUCUCUAGCAGGUGGCUGGGGAGGUGCGUUUGUCUUCCUCCGGUGCUGACGGGCCGCGGCGGCGGACCCGGGACUCUGGCGGCAGCACGGAGGCUCAGGCUGUGUCCGAGGGCUCGGGGCCCGGCGCCGCUUGUCCCGGGACGGCCCCUCCGGUGACAGUGCUAGUGAUGCGGCAGGACGAGGCCGCCGCGGACGGCGCGCUAAGGCCCGGCCCGGCGGGGAGCGAGGCGGCGGCGGCGGCGGACCCCGAGGACGAGGCAGGGGAUGACGACGCCGACCUGCUGGACACAUCGGACCCGGCGGGCGGCGGCGAGAGUGCGGCCAGCCCCGAGGAGCUGGAGGACGAGGGUGCCGAGGGCGGCGGCGCGGCGCGCAGGCGGGGCUCCAAGACCUGCACCUACGAGGGCUGCCGCGAGACCACCAGCCAGGUGGCCAAGCAGCGCAAGCCCUGGAUGUGCAAGAAGCACCGCAACAAGAUGUACAAGGACAAGUACAAGAAGAAGAAGAGCGACCAGGCCCAGGGCUCCGGCGGCGCCUCGGCGGCCAGCUCAGGCAACGUCAAGCUGGAGGAAAGUACAGACAGCAUACUCUCCAUUGUCAAACAAAGGACGGGAUCUUUUGGGGACCGCCCUGCAAGGCCUACUCUUCUAGAACAAGUGUUAAAUCAGAAGAGACUGUCAUUACUAAGAAGUCCAGAAGUUGUCCAGUUUUUACAGAAACAGCAGCAGCUAUUAAAUCAACAAGUUUUGGAGCAAAGACAGCAGCAGUCUCCAGGAGCACCAGUGUGAGUGAGGGGCUCGGGAACUGUGUGUGACUUAUCUUACUGUAAUGGAUGAGCGGACUUUUAUACCAAAGGUGAUGCCCUGAUAGUCAGGAUUCCAUUGGUGGACUCCCGGCACUGGGAGACGGAGCCAACCUGAGCUGAAGUCAGCCUGGGCUACACAGCAAGCUCCUUUCUCAAAAAAAAAAAAAAAAAUAGAAGCAGAGAAAGGCUGUUAGAAAAAACAUUUUCCUGUAAAUGUGCGUGUGCAUUGGGGGAUAAAUAAGUAUUGCAUUUUUGCAUCUAAUCCUUUCAGAUCACUAUGAGUUUGAAAAAAAAAAAUCACCUUUAUAGUUUUUAAUGUUUUUCUUCAGUUGUUCCAAUUGAAGCUCGUGAGGCAGUUACUUUCUGUGGAAGUCAUGGUUAAUGGUAAUCUCAAUUCAUCUAGCACCAUGACUCAUCAGGAGGCAUGGGAAAGGAGCGGUGUGUUUUGGGUUGUCCUAGCGACAUUAAACAUAGCUAGGCUGGAGUGAGGGGCCAGGAAUACCGAAUGUUCUUCAGUGUCUGUGAUAUUCCCACAGCUAAAUGUUACCUCGCCAUUAAUGCGCCUCAGCUGCCGUGAGAGCCUGAGGGCGGAGCACCAAGGCCAGGUUCUUGUAAUAACCUUUCUUUAUGGUUAAGACAGGAGCUGUGAGAGCUAAGUGUGUUUAUACUGUGGAGGAAGCAGUUGCUGAUCUCUUCUCAUAUAAACUAGAGAAGAACCCAUUAAAGUGGGCACCUCCGCUGCAGAUCAUCUCUACUGAAGUUGUGAACAGUUUAGAUGUACUCAGCCCACCAAGGCCAGGGCAGAACUGUUGUUCUUCUAUUCAUUCUUAAUGCUCUCCAUAAAAGAGAUUCUGAAGAUAGAGGAACACUCCACAUUUCCUCAGUGGUUUUCAAAACUGAACUACUCUAACACUUAGUCCUAACGACUGGUAAAGGAGUCAUGGAUUAUCUGGGUGUUGGUUUUUUGGUUUUGUUUGUAUUUUGUUUUGUACUUUCUCCUAAGAAAACUUGAAAAAGGCAAAAAACAUAAGAUAAAGAAUGAAAUGUCAAGAGUGUAUCCAGGGGUGGGUUAAUAAUGUGUCUCAAGAUGAGCUCUGCAGAAAUGUGUUCGUUGCUGGAUUCCUAAGUUCUGAAGUGGACAUGAUGUUAAACUUAAAGCUAUUCCAAUAAGUACUCAAAGGGCUGGGGAUGCAGCUUGGCCUUCAAGCACUUGCCUAGCAUGUGCAAGGCCGUUGGUUCAAUCCCCCGCAUCACCACCACAAAAACACAGGGGAAAGGAUGUUUUUCUUCAUUCUGUCUUGUGUACUUGUAUAUCUGGAAAAAAAAAAAAACCUUUUGCCAAAAUUAUUCAUUAAAGUGCAGUUGUUGACCUUUGA
Molecule: messenger RNA, 2269 nt
Organism: Peromyscus leucopus (white-footed mouse)
Lineage: Eukaryota; Metazoa; Chordata; Mammalia; Rodentia; Cricetidae
Gene: Rfxap
Product: regulatory factor X associated protein
Biological process (GO): regulation of transcription by RNA polymerase II
Cellular component (GO): nucleus
Source: RefSeq, a predicted model, not a curated record